Rattus norvegicus (Norway rat) is the source of this 1986-nucleotide messenger RNA. RefSeq names its product thioredoxin reductase 2 (gene Txnrd2). Gene Ontology annotation, cellular component: mitochondrion. The transcript is spliced from 18 exons. Gene Ontology annotation, biological process: cell redox homeostasis; response to oxygen radical; cellular oxidant detoxification. The record is from RefSeq and is marked reviewed. Lineage: Eukaryota; Metazoa; Chordata; Mammalia; Rodentia; Muridae. Gene Ontology annotation, molecular function: thioredoxin-disulfide reductase (NADPH) activity; oxidoreductase activity; oxidoreductase activity, acting on a sulfur group of donors, NAD(P) as acceptor.
AGCCCUAACCGCCUAAGGCCCCCGGACCAUGGCGGCGAUUGUGGCGGCGCUGCGCGGAUCCAGCGGGCGCUUCCGGCCGCAGACACGGGUUUUAACACGCGGGACGCGGGGCGCGGCGGGCGCGGCGAGCGCAGCGGGAGGGCAGCAGAACUUUGAUCUCUUGGUGAUCGGUGGGGGAUCCGGUGGCCUAGCUUGUGCCAAGGAAGCGGCUCAGCUGGGAAGGAAGGUGGCUGUGGCUGACUAUGUGGAACCCUCUCCCCGAGGCACCAAAUGGGGCCUUGGUGGCACCUGUGUCAACGUGGGCUGCAUACCCAAGAAGCUGAUGCAUCAGGCCGCACUGCUGGGGGGCAUGAUCAGAGAUGCUCAGCACUACGGCUGGGAGGUGGCCCAGCCUGUCCAGCACAACUGGAAGGCAAUGGCCGAAGCCGUGCAAAACCAUGUGAAGUCCUUGAACUGGGGUCAUCGUGUCCAACUGCAGGACAGGAAAGUCAAGUACUUUAACAUCAAAGCCAGCUUUGUCAACGAGCACACAGUUCACGGUGUCGACAAAGCCGGGAAGGUGACUCAGCUUUCAGCCAAGCACAUAGUCAUCGCUACAGGAGGACGGCCGAAGUACCCCACACAGGUCAAAGGAGCCCUGGAACACGGAAUCACAAGUGAUGACAUCUUCUGGCUGAAGGAGUCCCCUGGGAAAACGUUGGUGGUUGGAGCCAGUUAUGUGGCCCUGGAGUGUGCCGGCUUCCUCACUGGUAUUGGCCUGGAUACCACGGUCAUGAUGCGCAGCGUGCCCCUCCGAGGCUUUGACCAGCAAAUGGCGUCUUUGGUCACAGAGCACAUGGAGUCUCAUGGCACCCGGUUCCUGAAAGGCUGUGUCCCCUCCCUCAUCAGAAAACUCCCGACUAACCAACUGCAGGUCACUUGGGAGGAUCUCGCUUCUGGCAAGGAGGACGUGGGCACCUUUGACACUGUCCUGUGGGCCAUAGGGCGAGUUCCAGAGACCAGAAAUUUGAAUCUGGAGAAGGCUGGCGUUAAUACCAACCCUAAGAAUCAGAAGAUCAUUGUGGAUGCCCAGGAGGCCACCUCUGUCCCCCACAUCUAUGCCAUUGGAGAUGUUGCUGAGGGGCGGCCUGAGCUGACACCCACAGCUAUCAAGGCAGGAAAGCUUCUGGCUCAGCGGCUCUUUGGGAAAUCCUCAACCUUAAUGAAUUACAGCAACGUCCCCACAACUGUCUUUACACCACUGGAGUAUGGCUGUGUGGGACUGUCUGAGGAGGAGGCUGUGGCUCUCCACGGCCAGGAGCAUAUAGAGGUUUACCAUGCAUAUUACAAGCCCCUAGAGUUCACAGUGGCAGAUCGGGAUGCAUCACAGUGCUACAUAAAGAUGGUAUGCAUGAGGGAGCCCCCACAACUGGUACUGGGCCUGCACUUCCUUGGCCCCAACGCUGGAGAAGUCACACAAGGAUUUGCUCUUGGGAUCCAGUGUGGGGCUUCAUACGCACAGGUGAUGCAGACAGUAGGGAUCCACCCCACCUGCUCUGAGGAGGUGGUUAAGCUGCACAUCUCCAAGCGCUCUGGCCUGGAUCCUACUGUGACUGGCUGCUGAGGUUAAGUUACCAUCCCUGCUGAGCUAAGGAUACACACUGUGCCUGCCAUGUGCCCAGUACAAGGCUCUCAGACACCUGGACCUAGCUAUUGUCAUGGGAGCCACUGUGCCAGCAUGAUUCCAGGCACAUGGUGAAGCUACCUAGAACAGGACUGGAAGGCCUUGCUGCCUCGCAGAGAUCUGAGAAGAUGUGGAUGGAGCAUUGUGUAUCUGAAUAGAUGGUGUGUGUCCUGCAGGGAUGACUGCCCCCUCUAACCUCUGGCCAGCCUUCACACACUGCCAGUGUCAGAUGAUGACGGCCUGUGCAGAAACCCCCACGUGGGCUGCCCAGGUUUGAACCCCUGGCAUUUCUGGAGUGCUAAUAAAGAGCGUGUUUUACUAAA